Messenger RNA from Corylus avellana, 1128 nucleotides. The record is from RefSeq and is a predicted model, not a curated record. Lineage: Eukaryota; Viridiplantae; Streptophyta; Magnoliopsida; Fagales; Betulaceae.
AUGGCGUCCCCGCCUCACAAUAACCAAGAUGGCAAUACCGCGUUCAACAACUCCGGAAAUGGAGACAACACUAUCAUCAAUUAUGAGUCAAGCCCUGUAACAACGUUGGCAACUACUCUCAUGAACCUGCUAGACAAGGCCCGACGCGGGAAAGGAUCCACUAGCGAAGGACAACAAGGUUGCACAUUCGAAAGAUUUCGUCGGCAGCAACCCCCUACCUUUGAAGGAAAUGCGGGUGCAGAAGUUGCAGAAAACUGGUUUCUGCAAACAGAAAAGCUGCUAAAGGUGAUGGACUGCGCCGAUAAUAAGAUGGUUGGGUAUGCUACUUACCUCCUAAGUGAUCAAGCAAAUCGGUGGUGGGAAACCAAGGAGGCACAAGUACGAAGCCGGCUAGUACUAAAGGAAGAGGAUCCCAUUCCCUGGGAAGAAUUCAAGAAAGAAUUUUAUGAACGAUUCUUUCCUCAGACAGUUCGACAAGCCAGGGCCCAAGAAUUUACGGACCUAGUUCAAGGGUCAAUGACGGUAGAGAGAUAUGCUGCCAAAUUCAUCGAACUAUCACGAUUUGCCCCUUAUCUCGUGUCAACUGGAGAGCUAGAAGCGAGGAAGUUUGAAAGAGGACUGCAACCACGCAUUAUGAACCUUGUGGUAGGAUUCCAGAUUGGAAACUUAUCAGACCUCAUCAACAAAGCUGCAAUAAUCGAGCAAACCCAGAAUGCAAAUUCAGGGUAUUCCAACCAAAAUGCAAAUUCGGGGUAUCUCCACCAGAGGAAGAGAAAUGUUCCACAAUGGAACCACUCAGGAGAGCAACCCAGUAAGAAGCAAUUUCACCAAACCCCACAAAGAAAUUUUACACCACAACAACCCUGUCAACCCGGAAAUGGUGGUCACCGUGCACCAUGUCAGAAAUGUGGAAAGCCUCAUGCCGGGAACUGUCUGUUUGGGCAGCUGGUAUGUUACAGAUGCGGGAAACCUGGACAUAUCCUAAGGGAUUGCAAGGUCCCUCCCAACAACCUAAGCGGUCAGAAACGCCUUGACGAACAGAAGAACCAUGCAACUGCUCGUGUUUAUGCUCUAACGCCUGGUGAUGCUUCAGCGUCCAAUGAAGUGGUGGCAGAACAAGUAACCUAA